Molecule: messenger RNA, 1792 nt
Organism: Capsella rubella
Lineage: Eukaryota; Viridiplantae; Streptophyta; Magnoliopsida; Brassicales; Brassicaceae
Product: growth-regulating factor 9
Exons: 4
Coding region: 337-1644 (435 amino acids)
Biological process (GO): DNA-templated transcription; developmental process; regulation of DNA-templated transcription
Cellular component (GO): nucleus
Molecular function (GO): ATP binding
Source: RefSeq, a predicted model, not a curated record
UUUUUUUUUAAUGUCCGAAAAGUAUUCAAAUAAAGGCUGAGAAGCGCUGACGCAUUUGUCAGAAACCUGACAACUGCCUUUAAAUCUCUUCACACUUACCCCUUCGUCUUUCCUCUGUUUCUCUCUCUCUCUCUCUCAUUGUGUUUAAACAGUGGAGAACAGAGAAGAAAUUUUCGUAUCUCUCUGUUUGGUUUGUGUUAAAUCUUUUCUUCUUGGGUGGUGGGUUUUUUUUUUUCUUGCUUCUCUUUGUCGCUAGUUUUAAAAGCUGUCUCCUUUGUUUCUCGAAUUGAAAAUAACUUCCACGCAAAAAAAAAAAAAAAAAAAACAAUUUUUGUAAUGAAGAUGCAGAGCCCUAAAAUGGAGCAGGAUGAGGUAGAGGAGAGGAGAAGGAAGAAGUGGCCUUGGAUGAAGGAGGCUCAGUUUAUGGAGUUUCAGAUGCAAUCUUUGGUGUAUAGAUACAUAGAGGCUGGUCUUCGUGUGCCUCAUCACCUUGUGGUGCCUAUUUGGAAUAGUCUUGCUCUCUCUUCCUCCUCUAAUUACAGCUGUCACUCUUCUUCUCUGAUGAGUAAUAAAGGUUUAAACCAUAUCGACACAGUGGAACCUGAACCCACAAGGUGCAGGAGAACAGAUGGGAAGAAAUGGCGGUGUAGUAACACGGUCCUUCUAUUUGAGAAGUAUUGUGAACGGCACAUGCAUAGAGGCCGUAAACGUUCAAGAAAGCUUGUGGAAUCAUCUGAGGUUGCUUCGUCGUCUGCUUCAUUAACCAAACACGACAACACUUAUGGUUUGGAAAGAAAUAACGAGAGUGAGAGUGUUCUUCCUGAGACAAUGUCGGGUUCUAGUAAUGCGCAAGUAGUUACCAUUGCUUCAUUGCCUAGUGCCAGAGCCUGUGAUAAUGUCAUUCCUCCGUCUUUAGUGAUCUCUGAGUCCACAAAAAGAAGUGUGAGUCACGGUGAAAGGAGCAGAAGGAACACGGAGAUGAGUUAUGAUGACUUUGUCAAUAAAAAAGAGUCAAGUAUGUGUGUGAGAGUUGUUCCCCUUGAAGGUGAUGAGAGCUUACCUUCUGUCCAAAAGUUCUUCCCGGAGGUAUCUGAUAGUUCCUUACAAGCUGCACGAUUCUCAGGCAACAGGAAGAAUGAAAUAAUUGCAAGAAGCAGAGAAUGGAAAAAUAUGAAUGUUGCUAAUGGUGGCUUGUUUCAUUGUAUCCACUUUUCUCCAGACACUGUUCUUCAAGAUCGUGGUGGGUUUCAAUUACAAAGAGUUGAAACAGACAAUGAACCAGGAAGGUGCCGAAGAACAGAUGGGAAGAAGUGGAGAUGCAGCAAAGAUGUUUUAUCUGGUCAGAAAUAUUGUGAUAAGCACAUGCAUAGAGGUAUCAAGAAGAAGCAUCCAGUGGAUACUACUGACUCACAUGAGAAUGCCGGGUUUAGCCCGUUAACUGUGAAAACAGUUGCUAGAUCUGUGUCCUGCAAAGAUCGAGAUGACCAGAAGCUCUCUGUUUCAGUCAUGGGUGUUCCACUGUCCCGCGUUUCUGAUGAGAAGAGCACUAGUAGUUGCAGUACCGACACCACUAUUACUGACAUAGCUUUAAGGGGUGAAGAAGACAGUGAGGAGAUAUUAUCAUUAUGUUCUUCAGGUGUUUAGAAGCAUAUAAUUGUUGUUCUUUUGAUGGUUUUAGUUUCUAUCUAUCGAUCUUUCUGUGUUAGAUGUUAGAAGAAGUCAAAUCGCAGAAAAUUAUGGAGACACGAAUCUUGUUUUGAUUAACAUAGAGAUAAAUGAGGCAUAAUUAUCA